AUGUUGAAGUUUGCAACCAUUGCCAGUCUUAUGGCUGUCGCUCUCGCAGCUGACAACCCAUACGAGACUUACCCACCAGUCCCAAAGACCGCUUCCAUUAACGGUCUCGCUGACCCUAUCAACGACCAGUUGCCAGAGUGUGCCCAGCCAUGUUUCGCCAGAUCCACCUCCAACACUCCUUGUCCUUACUGGGACACUGGCUGUCUCUGUGUCAUGCAGCCAUGGACUGAGCCAGUUGCUGAGUGUAUUGCCAACAACUGUAAGGGUAAGGAUGUUGACCUUGCCACCUCCUUGGCUAUCUCCCAGUGUUCCGUUGUGGGUGUCUGGGAGCCAUACUUCAUUGUCGCUGACAAGUACACCACCAUGUUGCAGUCUGCUGCUGCUGAGACUGAGGUCGAGACCACCUCUUCUGUUGCUGAGCCUACUCCUUCUGAGGAGCAGCCAUCCCAAGCUGAGCCAACCGCUUCUGACGCUCCAUCUUCUGCUGAGUCUUCGUCUCCAGCCAUCACCAGUUCUCCAGCAGUGAGCUCUGAAGAGGCUACUUCCUCCUCCACUUCUUCCGUUUUCGUUCGUUCUGCUUCCAUCAACGGUUUCGCUGACCCAAUCUACGGUGAAAUGCCAGAGUGUGCCAAGUCUUGUGUGAGCCAGUCUACUUCUUCCACUCCAUGCCCAUACUGGGACGCUGGUUGUCUCUGUGUGAUCCCAACCUUCUCUUACAAGGUUGCUCAGUGUAUCGCUGAAGCUUGUCAGGGUAACGACGUCAAGGUCGCUACUGACUUGGCUUUCGGUGUCUGUAAGGAUGCUGGUAUCACCACCUUCCCAGAAUGGAACAUCAACACUGCUUUGAUGGAGGCCUUGGACGCUGCUCGUGAUGCUACUGCCAGCGAGGCUCCAGCUUCUUCCAGCGACGUCAUCAUCUCUGUCCCAGUCAUUGCUACUCCAUCCGGUGAGGCUCCAGCUUCUUCUAGCGAUGUCAUUAUUUCCGUUCCAAUUAUUGCUACUCCAUCUUCUGAGCCAUCUUCUGAUGCUGCGCCAAUUGAGUCUGAGUCUGCUUCUGCUUCCGCUGACGCUCCAGCUGUCUCUGACGAGGCUCCAGCUGUCUCUGACCCCGCUGAGGUUACCGUCUCGAACACCCACAGCGAGGUUGUCACCAUCACCUCCUGCUCUGACGACAAGUGCUCCGAGAUCCAGUCCACCGUCACUGCCACCAACGAGCACAGCGAGAUUGUCACCAUCACUUCUUGUGACGAGAACAAGUGUGUUGAGUCCGAGUCCACUGUGGUUCCAGUUGUCACCAAGACUAACAACCACACCGAGAUCGUGACCAUCACCUCUUGCGACGACCAAAAGUGCACUGAAGUCUUGUCCACCGUGACUAAGGCUCCUAAGACCACUACCGUCACUGCCGAGCCAGAAUGCAUCACCGUCACCGAGUGUAUCGAGGACAAGUGCAAGACCUACGAACUUUCCACCACCCAGAUCACCACCACCGUUGACAAGGUCGAGACCGUCUACGUCUCUACUUGCACCGAGACCAUUGACGUUGUCACCUCCAAGAGCGUUUCUGGCACCAAGACUGUUGAUGUCACCAUCACCAAGACUCUUUCCCAGGAGCAGCCAAAGGAGACCAAGCCAGUUGCCGACGCUCCAAAGAGCUCUGUCAAGGUGACUCCAACCACUGUUGCCCCAGUCCAGACCCAGCCAGUCUCUUCUGCUCCUCCAGCUCCAGCUGUCAGCACAUUUGAGGGUGCUGCUGCUGUGAACACUGCCGGUUUGGGUAUGGCUGCUAUCUUGAUGGCCUUGCCAUUCUUCUAA
Molecule: messenger RNA, 1815 nt
Organism: Candidozyma haemuli
Lineage: Eukaryota; Fungi; Ascomycota; Pichiomycetes; Serinales; Metschnikowiaceae
Product: CFEM domain-containing protein
Exons: 1
Coding region: 1-1815 (604 amino acids)
Source: RefSeq, a predicted model, not a curated record